GCGAGCAGAGAUAAAAAAGAGAGGGAGAAAGCUUUGGUUGCCCGGUUCUUUUGCCCUGAUUCAACCGGUUCGCCGGCGUUCUUCCCACGGAGCCCCGUUUAACUCCGAUCCCUGGCAGAAUUAUUGCAUCUGUCCCCAAAAAAAGAGCUUUUCAGCCCCAUUCCAAGAACUUCCAACUUUCUUCGCCCCUGAACAACCCCCUCUCCCCAAAUCUAAGCCCCCCCACGACUUUCGCCCCCCCCCGCCAUUCCGAUGAAUUCUGGGGGGCUGGCGACCCCUUCUCUUCCCCCCAUCGCAGAAGACCCUCCUCCUAGUGGCCCCCGCCUGCCUCGCCCCUUCCUCCACAGUCUCCGGAUCCUCUUCGAAAUCUUGGACGAUCAAGGCAAGGGGAUCGUCCACAUUUCGGAAAUCGAGAGCCGCUGGGGUCGGGGCGGCUCUGGGGUGGCCCCCCAAGUGGACCAAGAGAUCCCAGCCGGGGUCCUGCAAGCUCUUCAGCGAGUGGCAGAGCCGUGCGGGGGCUUUUUAAGUUUCCCCCGCCUAGUGGCCGGGUUGAGAAUUGCCCUCCUCCAAACCGAAGACGGCGGAGCAGCGGAGGAGGAGGAGGCGGAAAAGGGACGCGGAGCUGCCCAGGUGAAGAAGACGAGUCGGACACGAGAAUCUGAUGGGAAAGGAGUCACUCGAUCCAGGAGCACAAACAGCUUCUUGUCCCAAAGUGGGCGGUGCAGGAUGAUUCCAAAGGAAUCGCGUAGACACACCAUUUCCGGUGCCGUGGAAUAUGAAAUGCUGAAGCAGAUGCAGCAGCUGGAACGAGAACGCGAUGCCUUGUUGCAAGGCCUGGAAAUGGUUAACCAGGUACGCGACUGGUUACAGUGCCACCUGCUGGAAGCUCAAAAACGCCAGAAGCAGAUGGGAGCCCAGGCGAAUGAUUGUCGAGAUUCUUACUCUAAGCAGAGCUGCCUGCUGCUGGCCAAGAUCCAGGAAGUCAACCUGUGCUUGAAAAAUUUACUCACUUCUUCUGGAAAGACUGAAGUGCCACUCAAAAAUUGGGAGGUUCCCUGUUCCUCUCCGGAAAAUCCAUUUCACCAGCAAGCCAUCGUUGUGCUAAAGGAGCAGAAUCACCUGUUGACGAAGGAGGUGUCCCAAAAAUGCCACCGCAUUGCGCAACUGGAAGAAGAAAAAGCAUCCCUUUGCAAGCAGCUGAAGGAGAGCUGGGGUUAUAAACUCCCCAGCCACAAGGAGUUCACCUUCAUCUGACAAGAAACUCAAGGAUGGGUGACUAUAAACUCUAUGACGCUUCUGCUUCAGUUGGCCAUGCUUGGGACAUCACUUUCUUUUGGGACUCCAAACAAUGGAUCACGUCAAGUCUUUUGUUAGGAAAGAGACCAACAGCAUUCCUGUUCCUGUUUGUCCUCUAUCUGCAGAGGACCAGGUUUGUUGAAGAAACAUCUUGAGAUGGUUGGCGAUUGUUAGAAUGGGACAGGUAAACAUGAGGCUCUUGAGGUUCAUGAAAAAUAGUCAGUGGAAGGGAAUGGAUCAGGAGAUGAACUAAAGGUGCAACCAAGACAAAGCUCACAA
Molecule: messenger RNA, 1575 nt
Organism: Pantherophis guttatus
Lineage: Eukaryota; Metazoa; Chordata; Lepidosauria; Squamata; Colubridae
Gene: SAPCD1
Product: suppressor APC domain containing 1
Source: RefSeq, a predicted model, not a curated record